UUUCGGAGGACUUCUUCCGGCAGCGCACACUAAAGAGCGGAUGUUGAUCAUCUCACAUGUUAGAGGCAGAGGAGCUUCCAUACCGGUACUUCAUUUGUAGACUACAUAUUUGUAACGAACUUCCUAUUUUUCGUCGUAAUGUCAGUGUCGUUAAUCAGGAGAGGUCUGGAGCUGCUGAGUGAUGAUAUUGAAGAUCUGAAAGUGAAGAAGAAGAAGACGACCCCCAACACGGCCGCAGCGAUGGAGCAGAUCAGUACCAACAGACAGGGAGUCACCAGGCAGGUCAAACGACUGCAGGGGCGCCUCGGUCCGGGAAAGAGCAAAGCUACAGUCAAGGACAAGAGGAUCAAAUCAGCUAUUGAGGAGUUCAGGAAGAAGCAGGGAAAGACUAACCUGAGCGCCAACCUCAAGUACUUCACAAAAACCACCAGUAAACCCACAGGUUCAGAUACUUUCAAGAUCCAGAACCAUAACAAAGGAAGACAGUCCAGAAAUCGCCCCGACAACCCCGCCAAGAAGCCCAAGGAGACGCAGUCUUUGUUCACAGAGGAGGAGUUCCAGCAGUUCCAGAAAGAAUACUUUGGAAAGACUGUAGAGGAGAGCAGUUAACACUGCAACACCAAAACACAGCAUUUCCACCUCUAUGGGAUUAGUUUUUGUCAGAAAUAUAUUCUAGAAGUUUGUUUCCUGGACUGAAGAACUGCCUUGUUGCACAGGAAAAAUUAAAGUUUCAGUUUUUAAACGGUGAGAUGUUCACAAAUUUCCUGAAGCCUCACUUACAGUUAUCUUUAUUUUUCCUUAUUGUGUCUUCUUUUUCUCUUAAGGUUAAAUAAAUGAUCCAAUCAAGCUUUAUAUAUCUUUGAAGGCCCUCAGAAAAACUUUGACAGCUGUGUUGUUUUUUUUCUUUAGACUUUUUGUCAGCAGUCUCUGCGGAGAUCAUUUAUUCCAUGAGGGAGUUCUUCUGCAGUCGAUGUUGUGGUAUUUCUUACAUAUCUAUUCAAGUUGGUUCAUAUCAAAAAUAUUUUUUGUAUCAUUCUCAGGUUUAGGCUCUCCCUGCAUAUCAUAAUGUAGUAAAAAGACACAUUAAAUUCACUUUAAUCUGUCUCAUUUCCAAAAAA
Messenger RNA from Oryzias melastigma (Indian medaka), 1118 nucleotides. It is a transcript of the gene rps19bp1, whose product is annotated as ribosomal protein S19 binding protein 1. Gene Ontology annotation, molecular function: enzyme binding. The record is from RefSeq and is a predicted model, not a curated record. Gene Ontology annotation, cellular component: nucleolus. The transcript is spliced from 4 exons. NCBI's taxonomy places the organism in Eukaryota, Metazoa, Chordata, Actinopteri, Beloniformes, Adrianichthyidae. The coding region runs from base 139 to 609 and encodes 156 amino acids.